This is a messenger RNA of Antechinus flavipes (yellow-footed antechinus), 2794 nucleotides long. It is a transcript of the gene TRAPPC6B, whose product is annotated as trafficking protein particle complex subunit 6B. NCBI's taxonomy places the organism in Eukaryota, Metazoa, Chordata, Mammalia, Dasyuromorphia, Dasyuridae. Gene Ontology annotation, cellular component: trans-Golgi network; TRAPP complex; cis-Golgi network. The record is from RefSeq and is a predicted model, not a curated record. The transcript is spliced from 5 exons. Bases 305 to 787 code for a protein of 160 amino acids. Gene Ontology annotation, biological process: regulation of GTPase activity; endoplasmic reticulum to Golgi vesicle-mediated transport.
ACCGGAAGUCAUUUUACUCUUUGGGGUGGGGUCCAGCCCUGCCGGCCCGCGGGGUUUGGUGCUGGGUGGUAUCAGCUGCGCCUGGAUUUACGAUCACGCCUGCGGCUGGGCUGGCAGGUCUGGUGCUAUAGCACCUCGGAGAACGCAGUGAAGCCCCCGCUACCCGGCCACCCGUGGGAUCGGAAUCUAGCAUCGUGGGGCCGGGUGGCGGCCCCGGAGGCGACGGCCCCGGAGGCGGUGGCCGUGCUACGGUCCUGUCCUCCACCCUCCCGGGGUACCCGGAGCCAGAGAGAAGAAACAGGAAAUGGCAGACGAGGCGCUCUUUUUGCUUCUCCACAAUGAGAUGGUGACCGGCGUCUACAAGUCCGCAGAUCAGGGGGAGGUGGAAAAUGGAAGAUGCAUUACUAAGUUGGAGAACAUGGGUUUUAGAGUAGGGCAAGGAUUGAUAGAAAGGUUUACAAAGGAUACUGCAAGGUUCAAGGAUGAGUUAGAUAUCAUGAAGUUCAUUUGCAAAGAUUUUUGGACCACCAUUUUCAAGAAACAAAUUGAUAAUCUAAGGACAAAUCAUCAGGGCAUCUAUGUGCUUCAAGACAAUAAAUUUCGACUCCUGACUCAGAUGUCUGCAGGAAAACAGUAUUUAGAUCAUGCACCUAAGAUUGCUCUCCAGAAUGGUUGGAUUCGUUCACAACUCCACCAACAAUGCAUCAGUGUCCCAGUUUUCCCGCAUCCCCUCCAACAUUCAUCAUUAUUUUUUCCUGUCAUCUUAACCAAUCUGACAGGUGUGUAGUGGUAUCUCAGAGUUGUCUUAAUUUGCAUUUCUCUGAUCAAUAAUGAUUUGGAACACUCUUUCAUAUGAGUGGUAAUAGUUUCAAUUUCAUCAUCUGAAAAUUGUCUGUUCAUAUCCUUUGACCAUUUAUCAAUUGAAGAAUCACUUGAUUUCUUAUAAAUUUGAGUCAAUUCUUUAUAUAUUUUGGAAAUGAGGCCUUUAUCAGAACCUUUAACUGUGAAAAUGUUUUCCCAGUUUGUUGCUUCCCUUCUAAUCUUGUUUGCAUUAGUUUUGUUUGUACAAAGGCUUUUUAAUUUGAUAUAAUCAAAAUUUUCUAUUUUGUGAUCAGUAAUGGUCUCUAGUUCAUCUUUGGUCACAAAUUUCUUUCUCCUCCACAAGUCUGAGAGAUAAACUGUCCUAUGUUCCUCUAAUUUAUUUAUAAUCUCAUUCUUUAUGCCUAGAUCAUGGACCCAUUUUGAUCUUAUCUUGGUAUAUGGUGUUAAGUGUGGGUCCAUGCCUAAGUUCUGCCAUACUAAUUUCCAGUUAUCCCAGCAGUUUUUAUCAAAUAAUGAAUUCUUAUCCCAGAAGUUAGGGUCUUUGGGUUUGUCAAACACUAGAUUGCUAUAGUUGACUAUUCUGUCUUGUGAACCUAACCUUUUCCACUGAUCAACUAAUCUAUUUCUUAGCCAAUACCAGAUGGUUUUGAUGACUGCUGCUUUAUAAUAUAAUUUUAGAUCAGGUACAGCUAGGCCACCUUCAUUUGAUUUUUUUUUCAUUAAUUCCCUUGAGAUUCUCGACUUUUUAUUGUUCCAUAUGAAUUUUGUUGUUAUUUUUUCUAGAUCAUUAAAAUAUUUUCUUGGAAGUCUGAUUGGUAUAGCACUAAAUAAAUAGAUUAGUUUAGGGAAUAUUGUCAUCUUUAUUAUAUUUGCUUGGCCUAUCCAAGACCAUUUAAUAUUUUUCCAAUUAUUUAAGUCUGACUUUAUUUGUGUGGAGACUUUUUUGUAAUUUUGCUCAUAUAAGCUUUUUAUUUUCAAAACACAUGCAAAGAUAGUUUUCAACAUUCACUCUUGCAAAACCCCAUGUUCCAUGCUUCUCCCUCUCUCUUCCCCUAGACUGCAAACAAUCCAACAUAUAUUAAACAUGUGCAAUUCUUCUGUAUCUAUUUCCACAUUUAUCAUGCUGCACAAGAAAAAUCAGAUCAAAAAGGAAAAAAAAUGAGAAAGAAAAUGAAAAAAGCAAGCAAAUAACAAAAAAGGUGUACAUACUAUAUUGUGAUCCACAUUCAGUCCUCACAAUCUUGUGCUUUGGAGAUGAUUCUCUCCAACUUAAGUCCAUUAGAAUUGGCCUGAAUCAUCUCAUGUUGAAAAAACCCAAGUCCAUCAGAGCUGAUUAUCACAUAAUCUUGUUGCCACUGUGUAUAAUGUUCUCCUGGUUCUACUUACUUCACUUAGCAUCAGUUCUAUGUGUGUUUUUUAAAAGGAAGAAAUUCUAAGUACAACUUAUGUAAAUCACACUGCAAAAAAAAAUUGUAACUUGUACUGCUAUUACAAGAUUCUGUAGUUUACAAUAGAUAUAUAAUAUCAGACACAGUGCUAAGUGCUGGGAAUACAAAUCCAAGCAAAAGGAAUGAGCCCUUGCACUCAAGGAGCCUAAAUUCUAAUGAGAGAAAAUAAGUAAAAUUUUGAGAACUGAAAAAGGGGGCAGAAAAGAUAUUUUGGUGGCAUGACAGAAAAUUAAGUGUGGAGAGUAUGCUGUUUCAAAAAUAGUAAAUUCAGCAUUCUCUCCGAAAAUUGAUUUUUAGUGGUCAGAGGGGACCUAAUAUUCUAUUUUCCAUAGAUUCCAUUUGUCAACAUUAGUAUUUUUUAUUUUCAUUUUGUUUUAUAGGACUGCUUCCUCUACCAAAGUUGAGGAUUGACAACAUUAUUUCCAGUAUUAUUGUGUUCAUAUUUUUUAUUUAUCAUGUAUUUCAGUGAGACCCAUGGAUCCAUAGGUUCUCUCUGAAUAUUGUAUUAAAGUCAAUGGCUUUUA